Gopherus evgoodei (Goodes thornscrub tortoise) is the source of this 10244-nucleotide messenger RNA. It is a transcript of the gene ITGA1, whose product is annotated as integrin subunit alpha 1. Gene Ontology annotation, cellular component: external side of plasma membrane; integrin complex. The coding region runs from base 259 to 3804 and encodes 1181 amino acids. Gene Ontology annotation, biological process: cell-matrix adhesion; cell adhesion mediated by integrin; cell-cell adhesion. NCBI's taxonomy places the organism in Eukaryota, Metazoa, Chordata, Testudines, Testudinidae. The transcript has 30 exons. Gene Ontology annotation, molecular function: integrin binding. The record is from RefSeq and is a predicted model, not a curated record.
GGCGGGUGUGUGUGUGGGUGGGUGGGGGGCAAACUCAUCUUGAUGUGAAGAGAAAACUUGAAGGGACUGAAACAACAAACAGGAAAUGCCUAGCCCGGCUGCUGCUCUUGCAGAUGCAGAGAGGACCAGAGGCAGUUGCAGCGCAUUGAGCUCUUCCCCCUAACAGGCACCGUGUGAACGACCGAGCUAGCCCAGGGGAUCUGCUCUGCUGCCCCCCGGCCCUGUCCUCCUUCACGAGCUAUCCUUGCCACUGCAGCCAUGGGCUCCCAGCCCCUCCGUAGCAGAAGCCCAGGUGUCGCUGUCCAAUGCGGGAUUCUGACAGCUCUGCUUCACCUCUGUGCAUCUUUCAAUGUUGAUGUCAAAAAUGCAAUGACGUUCAAUGGCUCUGUGGAGGACAUGUUUGGGUACACAGUUCAACAGUAUGAAAAUGAGGAAGGAAAAUGGGUACUUAUUGGUUCUCCAUUAGUUGGCCAACCCAAGAAGAGAACAGGAGAUGUCUACAAAUGCCCUGUAGGGAAAGGCAAAUCACCUUGCACAAAACUGAACCUACCAGCUGACACUUCAGUUCCUAAUGUUGUGGAAGUAAAAGAGAACAUGACUCUUGGAACAACUUUAGUGACUAACCCAAAAGGAGGCUUUCUGGCUUGUGGGCCACUCUACGCUUACCAAUGUGGACAUUUGCAUUACACAACUGGCAUCUGUUCUAACGUCAGUUCCACAUUUGAAGUUGUAAAUGCCAUUGCACCAUCUGUACAAGAAUGUAAGACCCAACUGGAUAUUGUCAUAGUUCUUGAUGGUUCUAACAGUAUUUACCCAUGGGAGAGUGUCACAGAAUUUUUAAACCGUCUUCUGAAACAAAUGGACAUAGGUCCUCAGCAAACACAGGUUGGAAUUGUUCAAUAUGGGCAAGAAGUAGUCCAUGAAUUUAAUCUCAAUACUUACAUGACAACAGAUGAUGUACUGAUUGCAGCCAAGGCGAUAAAGCAAAGAGGUGGAGCACAAACUAUGACAGCCCUUGGAAUAGAUACAGCAAGGCAAGAGGCAUUCACUGAGGCUCGUGGUGCACGAAGAGGAGUAAAGAAAGUAAUGGUUAUUGUGACUGAUGGGGAAUCGCAUGACAACUACAAAUUAGCAAACGUGAUUGAGGACUGUGAACAUGAAAACAUUCAGAGAUUUUCUAUUGCCAUUCUUGGUAGCUACAGCAGAGGAAAUUUAAGCACAGAGAAAUUUGUGGAGGAAAUAAAAUCAAUUGCAAGUGAACCUACUGAAAAGCAUUUCUUCAAUGUCUCAGAUGAAUUAGCUCUUCUUAGUAUUGUUGAAGCACUUGGAGAGAGAAUAUUUGCCCUAGAAGCUACAACAGACCAGCUGGCAGCUUCGUUUGAAAUGGAAAUGUCUCAAGCUGGCUUCAGUGCUCAUUAUUCCCAGGACUGGAUCAUGCUUGGAGCAGUUGGAGCAUAUGACUGGAAUGGAACAGUAGUCAUGCAAAAAAACAGCAUGGUUUUAAUGCCAAGAAAUGAUACAUUUCGUGACAAGUCUUCAGAAAGAAAUGAACCUCUUGCAGCUUAUCUAGGAUACACUGUAAAUUCAGCGUCGACACCUGGAGAUGUGCUAUACAUUGCUGGGCAACCUCGUUAUAAUCACACAGGCCAAGUUAUCAUUUACAAAAUAGUAGGAGGAGAUGUAAAAAUACUACAGCGGUUAAAUGGAGACCAAAUUGGGUCAUACUUUGGGAGUGUUAUUACUACAAUUGACAUCAAUAAAGACUCAUUUACAGAUAUUCUGCUAGUUGGAGCUCCUAUGUACAUGGGAACUGAAAAAGAGGAACAAGGAAAAGUGUAUUUGUAUUCUUUGAACAAGACAACAUUUGAAUAUCAGAUGAGCCUUGAACCUAUGAAGCAAACUUGCUGUUCGUUGUUAAAGCACAGCUCCUGCAAAAAUCACAAGAAUGAACCUUGUGGUGCACGCUUUGGGACUGCAAUUGCUCCAGUAAAGGACCUCAACCUUGAUGGGUUUAAUGACAUUGUAAUAGGAGCUCCUUUAGAAGAUGAUCACCGAGGAGCUGUGUACAUAUAUCAUGGCACUGGCAGUAGUAUAAGGAAAGAAUAUGCCCAGCGUAUUCCAUCAGGUGGAGAUGGGGAAAAAGUGAAAUUUUUUGGUCAGUCUAUACAUGGAGAAAUGGAUUUAAAUGGUGAUGGUCUAACGGAUGUCACCAUUGGAGGACUUGGUGGUGCUGCCCUCUUCUGGUCUCGUGAUGUAGCUGAAGUAAAUGUUUCCAUGAAUUUCAUACCCAACAAAAUCAAUAUCCAAAAGAAAAAUUGUAAUAUGGAUAAAAAAGAAACAGUAUGCAUAAAUGCCACAAUUUGUUUUGAAGUCAGACUAAAGUCUAAAGAAGAUAUAAUAUAUGAAACCAGUAUACAGUAUUGGGCUACACUUGAUUCACAAAGACAGAUACCUCGAAGCUUGUUCAUGGAAAGUCAAGAAAGGAAGAUACAAAAAAAUAUCACUGUCAAAGGGUCAGAAUGUAUUAAACAUAACUUCUACGUGUUGGACAAGCCUGAUUUUCAGGACUCUGUAAAGUUUUUGUUGGAGUUCAAUUUUUCCGACCCAGAGAAUGGUCCCGUUCUCGACAGCGACCAGCCGAAUGCAGUGUAUGAAUAUAUUCCUUUCACAAAAGACUGUGGAAUCAAAAAUAAAUGUAUUACAGAUCUGGUUCUGAGUAUAACAGCUGGAGACAGUUCCUCUCCAUUCAUCAUAAAGUCAAGCAAUGAUAAGUUCAACGUGUUACUGUCUGUCAGGAAUAAAAAAGACAGUGCCUAUAAUACCAGAGUCUUAGUACAGUACUCUCCAAACAUCAUUUUUGCUGGAAUUGAGGGUAUACAGAAAGAUAGUUGUGAAUCCAAUCACAAUAUUACCUGUAAAGUGGGAUACCCUUUCCUAAAGUCUGGAGAAGAGAUUUCUUUCAGAAUAGUAUUCCAAUUCAAUGCUUCUUAUCUUCUGGAAAAUGCUACUGUUCAGGUGUAUGUAACAAGUGAUAGUGAAGAACCACUUGAGACCCUGACUGACAAUGGAGGAGACAUUACAAUCCCAGUAAAAUAUGAAAUAGGAUUAAAAUUUUUCAGUAAUUUCAAAGAUCCCAAAGAAUGCCAUAUUAUAAUUGCAGCAAAUGAUACAGUUUCUGCUUAUAUUAAUACAACUCAGAACACUGGGGAUGAAGUUAACAUAAACUAUACGAUUGAAAAAGGUGAACACUUUCCAGUGCCACAACUUACUCUGCAGAUUUCAUUCCCCAUCUUGACUUCAUCCAAAAACCCCAUUCUCUACCUAACUGGAUUGUCAUCUUCGGAUAAUGCCAUCUGCCAAACCAGUCACCCUAUAAAUCCAUUCAACUCUGGGAUGCAGUUUGAGCUGGCAAAAAAAAAAGAACCUACAAAAGAUACAGUUAUGGACUCUGCUACAUACAACUAUGCAUCCAUUAAUUGUACUCUGGCCCCAUCUGAUAUAACUCAAGUGAACAUUUCAUUAAGAUUAUGGAAACCUACCUUUAUAAAAGCAAAUAUUCACAGUUUAAAUUUCACUGUAAGAGCAUUACUUCAGAGUGAAAACUCAUCACUGAUUUUGAGAGGAACCAAUCAAAAGCAAGAGAUCAUGGUUAUAGUUUCAAAAGAACUUCACCCUGGCAUCAUCCCUUUAUGGGUCAUUUUACUGAGUGCCUUUGCUGGACUCUUGAUUCUUGCACUUCUUAUAUUUGCACUGUGGAAGGUUGGAUUUUUCAAAAGACCACUAAAGAAGAAAAUGGAGAAAUGAAGAAUUCUACCAAAGGAGAAUAUGUUGCAAUUAAACAAUGAUCUGUUCUCAGGUCUGCCUCAAAUAUAUGACUGUAAAGCUAUAAAUAUAGUUAUAAAUGUGAUAGUCACAACAUUUUCUAAACUCCAUCAUGGACUAAUCAAGGUGUUGUUUUUUAAAAAGAGAAAAAACAAUAACAAACAAAUCAAGUAUAUAGGUGGAUGUUAAAAAGGGAAAACAACAACCCUAUAGUAUUUUGUAAUAUAUUAGGAAAUACUGUAUUUUAAGCUGUUACUCAUUUUUGGAGAGUAAUUCCUUUUUAAAAUUCUGGGUUCUUUUGCAUAGGGAAAAUAGUCUAUUGAUAUUUUUUAUCAAAUGAAGUAAUUCUUCAGCCCAAAUUAUGCAAGAAACCAAGUUAUAAGUAGCAGUCAUAAUCUCUUUACCACACGUUCCUUAUUUUCAAAAGAACAAAGUAUUCAAAAGUCAUUUCUCAUAAUGGACUGGCAAUUGGCUAAGCCAGGCUUUCAAAUCUUGAGCAUGCACCAAAUACAGUCAAGUAUAUUUGACAAAGGGAUAAUCCAGAGGAAAGUGGCAACUGCAGAGUUUGCAUGAAACUUGCAAUUCCAAGGGCUUUUCUUCCCUCUUAAUGUAGUUCAUACAGAUGUACAGAGGCCAUUCCAUGAAAUACAUUUCUAUUAACAAAACUAUUCAGGAUUGAUCCCUUAAGUCAUACAAGUGUCUGAACCAGAAUCUGACUUUUAGCAGGCCUGUAAAAUUAUGCCCACAAUAAUUACUAACACAGCUGAUUGCACAUUGUUUCAGAUAAGCACAUGUACAUUUGGACUCACGAACUGAUGUGCCCAGCAAUAUUGUAAGUGUUGUGUUUUCUAGAGGCACCCUGAAAAUUUGCCCCUCACUGUGUAUGUUAGAGAAGCCAGUGGGGUUGCUUCUUGAGCUAUCCAUGAACAGUUACUGUGUAGCUACUUAAUUCAGUAGGUUAAAAGUGCCCAACCAAAGAAUUUAUCAAAAGAGCAGUUAGAAAAGCACUGAGAAGCUUUUUGUAUUACAAACCACACUUCAUUUGUUACUUACAAGUUUAAGAACUGAUGCAAAAUUUGUUCACUGACCAAGCACUUAACAAAUGAUGUUUAUUUGUAUCAAAGAUUUAAAAUGUUAUAUAGUACACUGAAACAUAGAUACUAAAAUUAUAUUUCUCUAAACCCAUUUAGAAUGCUAAUCAUUUUUAAUAUAAAGCUGCCUCUUUCUUUCACCUGGGUCACCUUCCUUCUACAGAAUGAGCAUAUGUGGAUAUGCCUUCAUCUUCCAAAAGUAGCCCAGCAUUUAGACAAUGAAGUUUUUUCAUCUCCUUGGUACAAAUUUCACUGAAAUGCAAAAACCACUGCAGUUUUUCCAAAGAACAUAACGUCAGGCAUAUUUGUUCUAUUCUUUGACAAUAGUUUUGUCAUGUAUACUGUUACUUCUUAACAUGAGUGUCUAUUUUUCUAAAAAAGUGACCAUAGGUUGAAUUAUAUAUGUUGGCAAAUAGAGCUCUGGAAAUUGAGGAGGUGCUUCAUAUUUGAAAGAGGAUAUCAGGGAAUAAAUCAUGGAGUCCCUUGUAUCUACUUUUUGGUUUAUAAGAUAGUCACUGGGAUGGGUUGAGACUCAUUAAUAUAGCAAGUAUGAGUUAGUUUGAAAGUGUUUGUAAACUUUCUUUCAUAUGCAAGAAAAAUUAUGAUUGCACAAUCAUAGCCUGACUGGAAUUGCCCAUGUCUAGUAUUUUAAUGGAUAUAAUUCAUUAGAAAGUGUGGCAGAGUCUCAACAUAGACUUUAUAAAUAACUGUGUCUUUGCUGUCCCAUGGAGUUUAUGAAAUUCAGAGUAAUUCCACCAAAGUCAAUGGAUUUACUCCAAAGGUACACAGGUAUAACUGAGAGCAGAAGUCCCUCAGAUGCAGAGGUGCUCUGUUGUCGUGGUGAUGGACACCAUAUAAGAACCUGAAUGGAAAUGCAACUAGAAUUCAAAAAGUGGCAUGUAAAAAACUCUUGCUUCAUUCAGUGUGAAACUGGUCAGCAGCUGAAUGAUGAAAUGGUCCACUCAUUGCACAGUGAAGAUAAAUAUUAAACAGCUGCUUCAUUGUCUACAGUCCAGUUUGCAUGCUAUAGGAAUACAGGUUUUGUAGAUAGACAUGGCCACACAGCAAUGAUGUUAUCUGUCUGAGGUACUUAGUAUGGUGAUGAGGGCCAUAUAUCUGUCUGCCUCCAAUUAUUAAUGUAUUUAUCCUCAUACCAUCCCUGGGAGAUGGGGAAAGUGCUAUUAUCCCUAUUUUUGCAGAGAGAUUGAGUGACUACCCUAUGGUCACACAGGAAGUCUGUGGCAGAGCAGGAACUGAACCCCCAGUCUCUUGAAUGUCUGUCUAGUGCUUUAACCCCAAGGCUAUUCUUCUUCCCCACCUGUGAUUAACUGCUGUAUAAAAAUUCAUAUGUUAUAAUAUAAUGGGGCAGUGCUAAGAUACGUAAUUUUAACUAUAGCAUGUCUUGACUUUUAAGCGCUUCAUGUUGCAACUGCGGUGAUCUGUUAAGCAGCAUUUUUAAUGAAAUGUAACAUUUAAUUUCUGAGCAAUGCUGUUAUUGACUAAUACGCAUCAGCAACCAUGUUAGUUUCUGUAUAUAGUAUAUUUCCCUAGAGAAAGAGUACAAAAGUACUCUUCCUAGGUACAGAACAUUUCCACGCAUUUUAGUCACACUUUGCAUCAUACUUGCAAUAAUAGGCUUUAUAUAGUUGCCUUUCUUCUCUGUUUGUACCAUGGCGCUUUCUUCCUGCUCAUUCUCACUCGCUUAGAUUUUCAAUUUAAAAAAAGAAAUGAUUUAAACAUAAUAAUAUGUAAAGUAAGUACUGCCAUGGAAUUCUUCCUUAUCACAUAACCUGCAUUAGCAAUGCACCAUUUCUACUCCAUAGAACCUUUGCGCACACCAUCACACAAACACUAUUACUCUGAUUACACAAACCAUAGAAAACCCCAUUGAAACCAGUGGUGCAAAUAUCAGAAACAUUUCACUAACAUUCUGCAUCUACUAAAAAGGUUACAAAAAAAUACUCUGCUUCACAUAUUAAGGAGCAGCAAGUUGCAAGAUGAUUCUAAUAAUUAACAGUUGGUGGGUUGGGACUUUUUUGUUAAAACAAAAGUUUAACAUCAGGGCUGGUGUAUAUACCAAGCUUUUGGUCAAUACAAUUUUAGAAGACUAAGGGCCCCAGUCCUGUGCACAAGGAAUCCUUCAUCUUCAGAGUCCCUUUGAAGUUAUUGGCAUCCAUACAGAGCAUCUUUCAGGAUAGGGACCUAUGAUAAGUGAGAGAUGAUUUAUUCUCGUGUUCUAUAGGCUGAUUUAAAGGGUGAAAUUCUGUGUUGUACCUCUGAGAUAUAGCACAGAACUCAUAGCCCAAGGGAAGAAAUGCUAAGGUUGCUUUAAACCACCUUUUCCCUUUUGUAGUACUGGGUUGUUCCAGGAUGUUUUAGAAGUCUUCAUAGCCUGCAGUGCUGCCCAACAUUACAGGAGUGCAGCACACUCUGGUCUGACCCUAAACACACUCCACCUACUGCUGGCCCCAGUGGUGCAAAGUAGAAAUCAUUUCUUAUUGGUACUGCAUUCAUGGGAGGGACACAAGGGUGGGGGCACGUGACCUCCCCACAUGACCCUCCAUGUGAUUCCUCCCCAGCCUGGGGCGCCCACGCUGUCCUCGUCCCACCGACAUCCCCCAUCCCUACUUAAAAUUUUACAACUGCAUCUGGUGCACGGUCUACACUGCCACUUCAUAGCACUGAAGGGGUGUUUUUUUCACCCCCCUAAGUGAGAAGGUUUCAGUGCUGUAAAAUGGCUGUGUAGACAAGGCCCAAGUAUUGCUCUCCGCCAGGCACUAGGAAAGCAAAGAUGCUGCACCAUCAGGGUUUGAUGGGAAAGAGGCAUAGAACUGUGUGUGCCAUGUGCAUCUUGAUAGAACUACAGCCCAAAUUGUUUUAUUAUUUUCCUCAGCAUGACAUACAGGCAGGGCAAUCAAAAUCAGCCUGGCAGAACAUGAAUGAGAACUGUCUCUGGACAGACAAGCAAUUCAUCAAAAUCACAUUCUCUGAUCUCCUGGGGCCAAAUCCUGUUCCCAUUGAAAUCAAAAGAAGUUUUGCUAUUGAGUUAAAUGGGAACAGGCUUUGACAUUUGGAGAGGAAAGAACAAAACCACUCAAGCAAGGGCUACGUUGCUUAUAUCACAGGUACCAAAGGCUGCUGACUCAUGUGAGAAAGUCAGCAGACGUCUGAUCUUUGUCCAUUGCAAGGGAGAAAUCACAAUCAAUGAGGCUAGAAUAGUCUUUGUACCAUAUACAAUGCAUAACUGCAUCUGCAAAGGAAAUAUGAAGGCUCCAGAUUACCUUGAAGUCCUCAGUCCCUUAGUUAGAAUGCUCCCAACAGCAGAUAUCCAUAGUCCAGAGUCUGGAGCAGGAAUCAAAAACACUGUUUAAACAAUUUCUGUCCCAGCACCCCCCAGGACUCCUGGCCAACUUAACAGCACAAUACACAGCACAAAGUCUUUGUUUAAAUUUGUUAGCAUAUGUAUUGUGCUGUUAAACCCAUGUUAAAGAAUGAACGUCCUCCCUAGCUGUGUUCUGCUCCUUUAAGGUGGGGGCUAGCUGUGUUCUGCUUCAGUGGGUGGGGGUUAGCCUCCCCAAGUCUUUCCAGUACCCCAUACCCCAUACUCACUAAAAAUCUCUUGCCAGUACUGUGUACUGGAGUGUACGACCCUACUUGCACUCCUGGCUGGCCCUGCCCUCAUCCCAAACCCUAUACCAAUGCUCACAAAGAGGUCUUCAGUGGCAGCCUUAUGACUAUCUUCUGCAGUGCCUGCACUAACGGGGGUCUUCCAGAUGGACCCAGGGCUUUGGAGGCCUGGUUUCACUGGUCCAGUGUUUUUGCCUGGCAUACAGAGGCCGGAGCAGGGAUAAGAAUUGCACCAAGGUGAGCUAUAUGUUUUAAGUUUUAUGCUUCUGCACAACCUAAUUUUUCAAAUCUUCUAUCAAAUACUGCAUACAGGAUCAUCCUAGCUACAAAACCUAUUUUGUAUUUAUAUUGCUUGUUAUUUUUAACUAAAAGCGAAGGCAAAAAGAUGCACAUAUGAACAGAACACAGCUCUUGCAAAUGCAUGUACCGUAUCAGAAACUUUACGUGAAAAUUUCUCCCAGGCCCAAUUUUAUCCAACUUGUGCAUUUUCUCAUUACUUGAAAAUGUGAAGAAUUGGCUGGAUUUAUGCCAUGAGUCCAUCACACAGGUUAAAGCACUAUGUACUCUUUCAGCUCAAUGUAAAUGAUUAAUAAUAAUGUUUUUAGUAAACCCAAAGAAAAAUAAUGCAUUAUGUAGAAUUUUUAAUUAUGUCCUCAUUUAUUCAUAAACUUGUGAACAGUUCAUCAGCUGGUGUAAAUUGUCAUAGUUCCAUUCCAUCAACGGGGUAUUUACCCCUGCCUAAGUAAGUAUUUGGAACAUGAAUAUUUGUUUGUAAUUAAAGGCAACAUUUUAGACAUUGAUUCCUAAUGCACACCAUAAAAUAUGCAGACAAGACAUUUUGAACAUGCAAAUGCAUACUUUGCACAUACAGAGAGUGCAUGCAGUUCUUUUAUGGAUGCAACUUAAGCAUCAGUGUUUGAAAAACUGACCUCAUACAUUUCUUUUAAUCUGCCCUGAAAUUUCGUUGCUGUCACAUAGCAUUAAAUUCCUCCACUACUAGUUGAGAUUUUCCAGCUUUUUGACUUAUUAUUUUACUAUUGAUGGGGAUCUUAUCCCACAGAAUUUUUGUGUGAGGCAGCUAAAGAACACUACAUGCUGAUGAAAGGUACCAUACUGUGCUUAUGAUGAUGGCAAAAGCCCUCUUUCCCAAACACCAUAUAUUUAGGGAGGAGUUAGAACCUCAGUCAAAGUCACAGAUGGAUCAUUAGGUUGACAUGGUUUAAGGCACAUCAGUGGUACACCAGAGAGUGACGUGGCUAAUAUCACAUCCAACCAUCUUUAACUUGUCUAACCCUGGGAAUCACAUACCUGUUUUGCAGGUGGGUGAACUAGAGGCUGCCUUUCAAUGUGAGAGUAAGCGAAACACAAACCCACCACCUUCAGGAUGGUUAUCAACUGCCUCAACCACUCAGCUACCACACCUCUACUAGAGCCUUACUAUAGACUUUAAAAAAGAUGUAUCUUGGAAAAUAGUACAAGCAGGGCAUAUGAACAAAACAUGGCCAUCGGUAGUGGCAGGGGAGGAAACCAAAGAAGAGAGCACCACUGUUUAUUAUACCACUUAACAGUAACUGUGGAAAUUUUGCACACCUUUUAAGAGAGGGAAUCGUAAAAAAAGCCUGUUAAAUUCUGCAUGUUUGCUUUUCUUCUGUAAAAUUGUUCCAUAUAUUUUAUCAAUAAAUAUUAACAAUGUUUCCAGCCUGA